Cyphellophora attinorum is the source of this 1629-nucleotide messenger RNA. Its product is annotated as putative transporter. The transcript has 4 exons. Gene Ontology annotation, biological process: transmembrane transport. Gene Ontology annotation, cellular component: membrane. Gene Ontology annotation, molecular function: transmembrane transporter activity. NCBI's taxonomy places the organism in Eukaryota, Fungi, Ascomycota, Eurotiomycetes, Chaetothyriales, Cyphellophoraceae. The record is from RefSeq and is a predicted model, not a curated record. Bases 1 to 1629 code for a protein of 542 amino acids.
AUGUCGGCCGAGCAGGAUACCGCUGUCCGCGAUGGUGUCUCUACACCAGACAGCAACAACUCACCCAAGCUCUCCAACGAGAAGCACAUCGCUGAGGGCAACGACGAUGUCAAUCCCGACGAGCUCGCUAUGAGCCAGAAGGAAUACCGCCAUAUCAUCCACAAACUGGAUUGGGCGAUCAUCCCUUACUGUACUUUACUCUAUCUCCUAUCCUUCCUCGACCGUGUCAACAUCGGCCAAGCCGCCGUCGCCGGUCUCAAAGGCGACCUGGGCAUCGUGACCGGCAACAAAUACGCUAUCUCGCUCUCCGUCUUCUUCAUCGGCUACAUCAUUGUCGAAGUUCCCUCGAAUCUGGUCCUCAAAGCCGUCAAGCCUCAUCGCUGGAUUCCAAUCAUUAUGGUUGCUUGGGGCAUUACUAUGACGCUAAUGGGUCUGGUCGAGAACGCGGCUGGCUUGCAGGCGGCACGGUUCUUUUUGGGUAUUGCUGAGGGAGGGCUGUUUCCUGGCAUCAACUUUUUACUUACCUGCUGGUACGCGAGACGACAGCAGAGCUUCCGCAUAGGGAUCUUCUUCUCUGGAGCGACGCUUGCUGGGGCCUUCGGAGGAGUUCUCGCAUACGGUCUCAAGUACAUUCCCUUUCCCGCCUGGGAGCACUUCGGCGACCUCCCUCACCAGAAGAACGUCCCCACACCGGGCGGCUGGCGCUGGAUCUUCAUCCUCGAGGGUCUCGUCACACUCUUUGCCGCCAUUCCCGGCUGGUGGCUCCUCGUUGACUUCCCGGCGGACGACAACAAGAUCCUCACAAAAGAGGAGACCAAAAAAUGGAAUCACUUCCUCGCCAAGAGCCAGGGCGUGACGAACGCCGAUGUGCCGUUCUCGUGGGAUCAGGUGAAGACUGCGUUCGCCGAUUACCGGACGUAUAUGUAUGCGAUCAUGUACAUCUCGAUCGCCGAGCCGUUGUAUAGUCUGGCGCUGUUCACGCCGACGAUUAUCGCGGAUCUGAAGUUCACCGGCGCGUCAGCGAACUUGAUGUCGACUCCGCCAUACGUGUUCGGGUUCAUUACGACAAUGACGACCGUGUUCGUGGCAGAUCGAUACUUUAUCCGAGGCCCGUUCAUCCUGUUCUGGUCCUUGUUCACGAUUGCUGGUUACGCGAUUCUGAUCUCGGAUGUGGCGCCUGGGGUGAAGUACUUUGGUAUCUUCUUGACUGUGGCUGGAGUUUCGCCGAAUAUUGCGUUGGCGAUCAGCUGGGUGGGCGCGAACUUUGGUCCGAUUUAUGUGCGCGCAACUGUGAUGGGCUUCUUCUUCACAAUCGGCAACUCGGCUGGCCUCAUCUCCUCCAACAUCUAUCCCACAGCCGAGGCGCCACGCUUCAUCAAAGGCCAUGCCAUCAAUCUUGGCUUCGCCUCCCUCACAUUCCUCAUGACCAGCGCCAUUAUCUUCGUGAACUGGCGCGAGAACAAGCGACGAGACGCGAUCAGCUUUGCGCACCCGGAUGGGAGGGAUGUUGAUCCUGCGUUAUUGGACCAUCCGGAGGAGAAGGCGAGAUGGGGUUACAGUGAAACUAUGGGCAAGGAGGAGCUGUUGAGGUUGGGGGAUCGGCAUUUGGGAUUUCGGUAUGUGCUGUGA